Dendronephthya gigantea is the source of this 1326-nucleotide messenger RNA. RefSeq lists its product as uncharacterized. The transcript is spliced from 2 exons. Bases 6 to 584 code for a protein of 192 amino acids. Lineage: Eukaryota; Metazoa; Cnidaria; Anthozoa; Malacalcyonacea; Nephtheidae. The record is from RefSeq and is a predicted model, not a curated record.
UUAAAAUGGCGAAAUCAGUGAGCGAAAAAGAUAUUCAUUUAACAGAGAAUAUACCUCCGCCAAGCUACGACGAGAUAUUUCCCUCAAAUGAUCUUCCUCCACCUUAUCCUUUGCUGUAUGAAAAGCACGAAAUAUUUGACAAGAUUCUACUGCCGGACAGUCAAAAUGUUGUUUCAUCCUCACAAUUUCGUGAGGAGAUACGUUGCUCUACAUGUUUUGAUCCGAUAAAAGAAGAUUCAGAGAAGAAAAGAUCUGGUGAUCUAGUUAAAGAUGGAAUUAAGAGCUAUCAUUAUGAAUGUUACGUCAAAUCUCGAGGUCCAAAAUGUGAUCACUGCUGUUUUGCUCUUAUUCCUUGGCCAAACAAGCGUCUGUCAGGAAGAUGGGUUACUUAUGAAGGCAGACGAUACCAUGAAGAAUGUUAUGAGCGUGAAGCUGGGCCAAGAUGUAGUUUAUGUUGUAAUGUGAUUGUUGAAAAACUCCAACAAGGAUAUUCAGGAAAGUGGCGGUGGCACAAUGGAAAACGAUACCAUGACGAAUGUUUCAUGAAAACAAUAUACAAUGAUAUCAGAGCUAAGAAUUCUUAAGAAAUUUAUUAUUCAGCAAUUACCCCCCAAAGACGAGGUGAUAUUGCUUGAUAAACGAAUAAUUAUUUAUCAAUAAUUAUUAUAAUUAAUUAAAAAAUUAUUUUAGUAUAAUUACUAAGGGGCUGUUUAGAUGAUCCCGCUUAGCCGAGAUUCAACAAAGCGUGAGAUGAUUGUGAGGUGUUGAAAUAUGUCAUCAUGCCAGAGUCUCAGAGUCUUGCGUUUCAUGGAAUCUCUGCUGAGCAGGAUCUUGUAAACAUCAAUAAUAACCUUUUAUUUGUGGGAAAGAUUAUGUCAUUUAGAGACUUAAUUCAUGAAAACUAGUGAUGCAGUAGUCUGGUCAAUUUGGUGAUAAAUACUCAUAUUGAUUUACUUUACAAAAUCCCAGUUGCACACACUAACCCUAACCCUAACUACAAUUUGUGCUUAAUUGUGAAAUUAAUUCGACACACCAUUGAAACAAUGUUGUUAUCUGUUAUAAGAUACAGGUACAGAGUUUAUAUAACAUAUAAAAUGUCCCAUGGUAUAGCUUUCACUACCAGUGGAGGAUUAGUUCCAAACUUUAUCCAGUGUUAUUACCAUACCAUUUGCUAUAUAUUCACAUUCCAGCCUAUAUAAUAGACUUAAAGUUAGAUGUUGUCAAUUUAUUAACCAUGCAAUAAUGCAAUAUUACGUUUUAUUUUAAAGCAGAUGCCAUAUGCAUAUGUUUAUAGGAUUCAUUACAUUAUAUACCUUUCAGAUCAGC